AUGUACACAUAUCAGCAAAAUACUAAAUAGAAAGAAGAUGAGUGUCCUAUUGAUGAUCCUAUCAGUUGUACUAGUAGUAUCUACAUUGACUGGAUCUACUAACAAUUACUACAAUGAACCUACUGGUAAUAACGGAUCGUCAUUCACAGAUUGUACUGUUAGUAAGAAGUUUGUUGAAUUCAGUAAUAAUUCAAUGACUCCAUACCCACUGACACGUGGGGGAGCAUUACAUUGGCAAGCAGUACUAAAGAUCAAGAGAACCAUACAAUGGGGUGGUAUACUGCAUGCCACACUGAAAUACAAUUUCAAGAAUUAUACUAAUAUUACUUUCUUUGAUAUGGAAUUAAAUUUAUGCGACUUCUUAGAUGAUAUAAUUAAGCAAAAAUGUCCAGUACAUCCUGGAAUAUAUCAUAUAAAUAGUCAUAUUAUAAUGUCACCACUCCUUUGGCCAGGUCAGUAUUAUGCUAAAGCAACUGCUUACGAUGAGGAAGGAGAGCAAAUGAUGUGUUUGAUGAAACAAGGGAUCCUUGAAUAAUGAAAACAUAAAGAGACUGAAAUAAAAAUAUAUUUAGAGUAGAUGCACAAGUUUUGAGACAGUUAAAUACUUUUAAAAAUA
Amphimedon queenslandica is the source of this 616-nucleotide messenger RNA. RefSeq names its product phosphatidylglycerol/phosphatidylinositol transfer protein-like. Gene Ontology annotation, molecular function: sterol binding. Gene Ontology annotation, biological process: sterol transport. Lineage: Eukaryota; Metazoa; Porifera; Demospongiae; Haplosclerida; Niphatidae. The transcript has 5 exons. Bases 38 to 535 code for a protein of 165 amino acids. The record is from RefSeq and is a predicted model, not a curated record.